Molecule: messenger RNA, 654 nt
Organism: Sclerotinia sclerotiorum 1980 UF-70
Lineage: Eukaryota; Fungi; Ascomycota; Leotiomycetes; Helotiales; Sclerotiniaceae
Exons: 1
Coding region: 1-654 (217 amino acids)
Source: RefSeq, a predicted model, not a curated record
AUGACUUACGAACGUCCCCGCUCUCGAGGCUACUUCGAACGUGACCGUAACGGUCACGAACGUAUCAUCUUUCGCUCAAACUCCAACCUCCGUCGUUCCACCUCACGUUCGCGUCGCUCCCCCUCUCAAUCUCGUACCACUUCCCGCGAAAUAGCAAACGAACUUGAAGAACGCAACGCUGAACUAAAUGCCGUUACCGAAUCACUCAGAACAGAAUUAUCUGUUGUGGAAACAAGAAAUUGGCAAUUGAAUAAUGAUAAUAGUGCACUGAGAGAAAUUAUUAGGAUAUUGAAUGCGGAUAAGGAAGUUGUGACGAUGGAGAAUGAAAAGAAGAGAAGGGAAAUUCAAUUUUUGGAGGAGAGGAUAGAGAAGUUGGAGGGGAAGAGGAAAAAAGCUGAGGUUAGGGGGGAGAAGGCGGAAGAGAGGAUUAGGAUGAUGAGGAGGGGGUUGACUGGGAGGGGAAUUUUAAGUGAAGGGGGACUUAAAGAGAGGUUGGAGGAUAAGAUUGAAGAGGUGGAAAGACUCCAGGAGUUGGUUAGAGUUAUGAAUGCAAAGGUUGUGGAGAGGAAUAUGUGGUUGGCGGAAAAGGAUAAUAAGUUGGGGUUUUUGAGGAGGUGGCUUGUUGCGAGGGGAUUUCAUGUUGAGGGGGUUUGA